Clupea harengus (Atlantic herring) is the source of this 1340-nucleotide messenger RNA. RefSeq names its product calcium uniporter protein, mitochondrial. Gene Ontology annotation, molecular function: calcium channel inhibitor activity. Gene Ontology annotation, biological process: calcium import into the mitochondrion; mitochondrial calcium ion homeostasis. Gene Ontology annotation, cellular component: uniplex complex. NCBI's taxonomy places the organism in Eukaryota, Metazoa, Chordata, Actinopteri, Clupeiformes, Clupeidae. The record is from RefSeq and is a predicted model, not a curated record.
GUGCAAGAAGACAGCCUCUGUUUCAACGGCGUUGGAGGAAGAGGUCUAGUACAUAGCGGCAGUAUAUUGAUCAUUGGGGCGUUGUUUGAAAUAGCCAUUUAUACAAGGCUAUAUAUGAACAACUGUCAAGUGCCGAACUGUGCUCGCUUCAUUAUGAUACAGCACAGGAACUAAUAGCAGAGAUGGCAUCUAUAGGACUAGUCGCCAAACUACAGGCUGGAGUUAUUAGGCACGCGAUACCACUCCGCUCACUAUUGAAAACAACCGCUAGUCCAGUCCACUUGACCCACAAGGCCCAGCCCAGACUGCCUCUGUGGAGAUGCCAGCAAGUUCUCUUCUGCAGCACUCUAGCACCCUCCAGUGACGUGUCCGUGCAGUACAAACAUGGACGCCCUGUGGUGGCCCUACCACUGCCCUCCAGGAGAGAGACGUGCCUCUUCUUCCUCAGGCCCAUGCUCAUGACUGUCAAUGACUUCAUACAGGAUCUGCACCGGGAGGAUUCUGGGAUCACAACCGCCGCUGUACUCACAACAGAAGGGGAGAAGGUUGCAUGUACCACAUCCAUUGGCACACUCCUUAGCAAGAACUUCAAGCUGGUCAUCAAUGAUGCUGUCUACAAUGUGCACACAGCACAGGACGAGAUGAGCAGCCAUGAGCAUGCCAUGGGCAUGGAAGACGUGAAGCACAUGGUGCACCUGCUCCACACGGCCCUCCACCUCCCCAGCCACCACAUCCUGAAGGAGAGGGAGCUGCUGGAGAAACUGGACACCCUCAAACAGGAACUGAGCCCGCUAGAGAAGGUAAAAGCCCAAAUAGCGCGGCGGGCGGAGCUGAGCUCCACCGGGGCGGUGUGGAUGGGCCUGGGUCUGCUCUCGGUGCAGGGCGGCGCUCUGGCCUGGCUCACCUGGUGGGUUUACUCCUGGGACGUCAUGGAGCCGGUCACCUACUUCCUCACCUCUUCCACCGGCAUCGGGGUGUUUGCCUAUUACGUCCUCACCAAGCAGGACUAUGUGUAUCCGGAUGCAAAAGACAGAAAGUACCUGCAUUAUUUCUACAAGGGUGCCCAGAGAGCUCAAUUUAAUGUGGAGAGAUACAAUCAUCUGAAGGACGAAUUGACUGAGGUGGAGGGGGAUUUGCGACGUCUGAGGAACCCAAAUCAACUUCAGCUGCCCCUUGACCAGAUCCAGCCCCCAAACUGAAGAUGAUUCAUGGUGGAUGGAACGCUUUUUUAUUUUCAUAAUGGUGCCUUUUUCAUUUUAAAGCAUUUAAAGACAGCCAAUAUCCUAUUACCCAAUACAUUUUCAAGAACUGGAAUUAUUGAAAUAAAGGUUAUAAAGAAA